AUGGAGAAUGGUUUUGACAAUCCUUUUAUGAUAAGUUUAGAUUCUCAAAUUGUUACAUCGAGAAAAACACGAUCUCCUAGAAAAAGGGUUAAUAAGAAUGAAAGGUCAACUGGACUUUUAACUAUAAGAGAAUUAUCUCAGUCUUCUAUUAUUAAAGAAUCUGAUGAUAUUAUUUUUUAUGAACAAAAAAGUGAAGAAAAAAAAGAGAGUCAAUUUAAAACAAUAUCAAAAAGUAGAUUAGGUGAUGACGAAAAAUAUGCUAUAGUCGAAUACAUGAAAACUCAAAAUGAUUGUAUUACUUUCUGUUUUGUGAGUAAGAGUUGUAAAAAAAUUAUUUCUGAAUUUUCAUACAACCCUGUUCCUAUUACUAACCUCUAUCCAUUUUAUAACAUUACUUCAUUAAUUCGAUAUUCAUCAACUGACCCAAUUAUUAAUACACAACAAAUUGAGAGAAUUAUUUGCACAUAUCCAGUUUCAUAUUCUGAAGCUGAGGAGUUAAUAAAUAGUGGUAUGGAAUGUACAAGAAUUAAACUAUCUAAAGAUGAUGUUGAAUUAAAUGGUAUAACUAUUCCAGAGGAAGUUGAUGUUAUUGGAGAAAAUUGUUUUAGUGAAUGUUUUAAUCUUCGAUUUGUUCCAUUUCCACCAUCAGUUCAUCAAAUAGAACGGUUUGCAUUUUCACGUUGUAGUUCAUUAACAACAGUUAUCAUACCAUCAUCAAUUACUAAUAUUGGAGAGGGAUGUUUUAAUGAAUGUUGUCAAUUAGAAAGAUUAUUUUUAAGUUCAAACCUAACAAUAAUUGGAAAUGAUUGUUUCAGUGGUUGUUCUAAACUAAGUUUUAUUAAAGUAGAAGAUGAAUCAAAAAAAUUUUUUGGAUCUGUACCAUAUUGGAUUGCUCAAUUAAUAGAAAUAGAAAAUAAUAUUCAUUGUGUUAAUGUUGAAUUUACUUCAUAUGAUAGAAAAAUUAAGGAUGAAAUUAUUCCUACUACACUUAAAACUCUUGGAGAGUUUUGUUUUUCUAAUUCUUUAAAUACAUCUAUAAUUAUUCCAACAAAUAUUAGUAAAAUAAAAGGAAGUUGUUUCUCAAAUUGUUCUAAAUUAAAAUUAUUAUUAAUACCAAAUACUGUUGUUGAUUUAGCUUAUUCAUCAUUUUUUAAUUGUUCCUCAUUAACAUCAAUUACAAUUUCUAAUUCUUUAAAAGAAUUAAAAGAUUCUACUUUCUCUCAUUGUUCUUCUUUAGUAAAUGUAACUCUUCCUUCUUCAUUAACUAAAAUUGAUUCACGUUGUUUUUCUUAUUGUACAUCAUUAAAAUCAAUAGAACUACCAUUAAAUGUUGUUCAAAUUGGAGAUCAAUGUUUUUCGCAUUGUUCUUCUCUUCAUCAAGUUAUUAUAUCAGAUUCUAUUACAAAAUUAGGUACAGAAUGUUUUAUGUCAUGUAAUUUACUUGAAAAUGUAUUUCUUCCAAAUAUUCAAUUAAUACCUAUUUCUUGUUUUGAAAAUUGUUCAAAGUUACUUGCAAUAACUAUACCUAAGGCAUCCAAACUAUCUUCUAAAUGUUUUAAAAAUUGUAUUGAACUUCAAGCUGUUGUAUGUGAUUAUAUAAAUAUUCCUAUAAAAUGGGAAGAAAGUAGUUUUGAAGGAUGUUCUAAAAUAAAUAAAGAAACAUUAACUAACUUAAAAAUAAACUAUCUAGAACAACACAAGACUCAAAAAAAGAAAAAAUAA
Entamoeba dispar SAW760 is the source of this 1722-nucleotide messenger RNA. RefSeq lists its product as uncharacterized. NCBI's taxonomy places the organism in Eukaryota, Evosea, Mastigamoebida, Endamoebidae. The transcript has a single exon. The coding region runs from base 1 to 1722 and encodes 573 amino acids. The record is from RefSeq and is a predicted model, not a curated record.